AUGUCAUUUCAGCAACCAAAACGGUAUUCGCAAACAGCCGCAAGAGGCAAACGCGCAAAGGGAUGGACUUUCCCGACGAUUUGGCUGACUCGAGGAAAUGAGCCACUUGAAGGCAACCGAACGUUGGAUUCAAUCUUCAAGCGUCGCAGAGGAAGCAAUAAGAAGAAAGCUCCUGUGCCUCCAUUCUCCCAAGAAUCACCCAUCAUCGGCGAGCAAUCAUGUUGGCUAUACUCAUCUUAUUACAUUGGAAUCGGCCGAACAGCGCGA
Mesorhabditis belari is the source of this 267-nucleotide messenger RNA. The record is from the annotation of a GenBank genome assembly. Lineage: Eukaryota; Metazoa; Nematoda; Chromadorea; Rhabditida; Rhabditidae.